Messenger RNA from Anguilla rostrata (American eel), 1159 nucleotides. It is a transcript of the gene naa20, whose product is annotated as N-alpha-acetyltransferase 20, NatB catalytic subunit. The record is from RefSeq and is a predicted model, not a curated record. Gene Ontology annotation, cellular component: NatB complex. Gene Ontology annotation, biological process: N-terminal peptidyl-methionine acetylation. NCBI's taxonomy places the organism in Eukaryota, Metazoa, Chordata, Actinopteri, Anguilliformes, Anguillidae. The transcript has 6 exons. Gene Ontology annotation, molecular function: protein-N-terminal amino-acid acetyltransferase activity. Bases 81 to 617 code for a protein of 178 amino acids.
CUGGCGUUUGCAGGUUAGAGUUUAAAGGUCAAAUAUUUUACUUCCGCUGUUAUAUUAGUGUUGCAGUCCGCGGGGGUAAAAUGACUACAUUAAGGGCUUUUACCUGCGAUGAUCUGUUCAAAUUCAACAAUAUUAACCUCGACCCACUGACAGAAACUUAUGGAAUCCCGUUUUACCUGCAGUACCUCGCUCACUGGCCUGAGUAUUUCAUUGUGGCAGAGGCUCCUGGGGGAGAGUUAAUGGGCUACAUCAUGGGGAAGGCGGAAGGAUCCGUAGCCAGGGAGGAGUGGCACGGUCAUGUGACCGCGCUCUCUGUGGCUCCAGAAUUCAGGCGACUGGGACUUGCAGGGAAGCUGAUGGAGCUGCUGGAGGAGAUCUCUGAGAGGAAAGGAGGCUUCUUUGUGGAUCUGUUCGUACGAGUGUCCAACCAGGUAGCAGUGAACAUGUAUAAGCAGCUGGGAUACAGUGUCUACAGGACCGUCAUCGAGUACUAUUCAGCCAGCAACGGGGAGCCAGAUGAGGACGCCUAUGAUAUGAGGAAAGCUCUGUCCAGAGACACGGAGAAGAAGUCCAUCGUCCCCCUCCCGCACCCCGUCAGGCCUGAGGACAUAGAAUAACCCCGCGCUGUGACUCUCUCUCAGCACCGCCUCUGGUCUUUCCCCAAUUUUUUCUUCCUGCUCUCCUCAAAAAAAAAAAUACAUUAAAUACAUUUUUGAAAAGGAGCGCAGCAGGUAAAAAUAUCUGUACAUUUUUAUUUAUUUAUUUUGAAUCGACGGUUUAUUCGUAUCAGGAGGAGAUUGACGUGCACGCUCUCGGCUGUGCGUCCUGCAGCCAGCUGAAGAGCUGAAGAGAGCAAGAACACAAACAGGAAGUCGGCCGCUUGGCCCCUGAGCUUCGUCGUUUAGGAGCAAACGGCUGCUCCCGCCGCACAUGUCGGCCCCAUGUUUUUAAGACCGAAUUAUGCCAGGAUCGCCGUGUGUGAACCGAACCAAGUAAUGUCGCCAUUUUUAUUUUCUGAUUCUUUCAAUGAAAUGGGGAUCGCAGGCUGUACCUGUAUUAGAGAGUCACAGCGUUACUCAGAAUGUUUUUUUUUUUUUUUGUUAAAUGUGAAAUAGCUACGUGCAUCAAGAAACCAGUAUAAUAAAUCUUCAUUAAAGUA